AUGUACGAUAUUUUCAGAGACUCCGCGGUCGGAUAUACUCUCCGCCUGGUCACACGCGGUCGAGUUGCCUCGUACCCUGAACAAGAUCCCGGCUUCAAGAUACCGGACGAGUCCUUCAGCCGGUGGCACCGUCCGGACGCGACCUCGACGACAAGCAAAGAAGAGACCGAACCCCAAUCUGGACAUGCAGCCGACGACGUCCCACGGCCGGAUAUCGAAGCAAGAAAGGAGGGGGGUCACAGUUGCAUUGAUGCCGAGAAGCAAGAGCAGAACGACGCCGCUCCCGUUCAAGACCAGACGUCUGGCCGGCGUCCUCGGUUCACGAAAGAGAGGGAAGAGCAACAAACCGUCCUCGUGUCCUGGUACUCAGACGACGAUCCGGACGACCCACACAAUUGGUCAACGCUGAAAAAGAGCUGGCUGUCUUUUGUUAUCAUGCUGUACACGUUUUCCGUCUAUGUCGGCUCGUCGCUCUACGUCGCCAGCGUCCCAGACAUUAUACACAUCUACCACGUCCCACAGGUGGUGGCAUCUCUCGGCCUGUCCCUCUAUGUCUUGGGGUAUGGCCUGGGACCUAUGCUCUUGUCUCCGCUGUCAGAGAUCCCCGCCAUCGGACGGAACCCGCCGUAUGUCACGACCCUGGCUGUGUUUGUCCUCCUCUGCGUCCCGACCUCCCUGAUCAACAGCUUUCCUGGUCUGCUGGUCUUGCGCUUCCUGCUCGGCUUCUUCGGCUCGCCAGGUCUUGCGACCGGCGGCGCCAGCCUCGGGGACUUCUACGGGACCAAGGAGAUGCCUUAUGUGAUUGCCGCUUGGGGCGGUGGUGCGACAUUGGCGCCGGCACUCGGCCCUCUCAUCGGCGGAUUCGCCGUCCAAUAUGUAGACUGGCGCUGGAGCUCUUGGCUGCUCCUCUGUCUGUCGGGUCUUGCGCUGCUGCUGAUGUUUUUCAGUCUGCCGGAGACGUCGGCCGACAACAUCCUGCUCCGUCGAGUGCGACGACUGCGGGCGCGGGCGCGGACGCCCAUCCCCAGCAACAGCAACAGCGGUAAAGCAGACGCCGUCGUUAUCCUCAAAUCCGAGUCCGAGAUCCGACAGUCAGAGUCUUCCCCUCGAAGGCUCGGCUUCGACGCCCUGAUCAAGCCAUGGCAGAUCAACCUCCUCGACCCAGCGGUGGCUUUCAGCACCGUUUACACGGCUUUGACGUACGCCAUCUACUACUCCUUCUUCGAGUCCUUCACCCUCGUCUACGGCGACAUGUACGGGUUCGACUUGGCCCAGAUCGGCUUGGCCUUUCUGGCGCUUCUGGCUGGCCUCGUGGUCGCGGUCGUGCUGUAUUGCUUAUAUCUUCAUCGUUACGGCGACGCCAAGAUCGCGCGUCUUGCCGCCGAGACCACCACCGUUCCUCCCGAAGCCCGUCUCUGGCCUGGUCUGGUUGCGACGUUCUGCAUCCCCAUCGGCCUGUUCAUCUUUGCCUGGACGGCCCGGCCGCACGUGCACUGGAUCGUCAGCCUCGUCGGCGCGGCCGUCAGCAUGACCGGCGUGUUCAUCAUCACCCAGUGCAUGUUCAUCUACCUGCCCUUCACCUACCCGCGGUAUUCAGGGUCGCUGUUUGCCGCCAACGGCUUCGCCCGCAGCGCCUGCGCCACGGGGGCCGUCCUCUAUGCCCGACCCAUGUUCGCCCGCCUCGGCAUCGCCGGCGGCGUCAGUCUCCUUGCGGGGCUGACGGUUUUGUGUACCUUUGGCAUCUACGUCCUCUACUUCUACGGCGCCAGGUUACGGCGGAAAAGUCGAUUCGCGGUUUCUUGA
Capronia coronata CBS 617.96 is the source of this 1803-nucleotide messenger RNA. RefSeq lists its product as uncharacterized. Gene Ontology annotation, molecular function: fluconazole transmembrane transporter activity. Bases 1 to 1803 code for a protein of 600 amino acids. The transcript has 3 exons. NCBI's taxonomy places the organism in Eukaryota, Fungi, Ascomycota, Eurotiomycetes, Chaetothyriales, Herpotrichiellaceae. Gene Ontology annotation, biological process: xenobiotic detoxification by transmembrane export across the plasma membrane. The record is from RefSeq and is a predicted model, not a curated record.